Molecule: messenger RNA, 520 nt
Organism: Portunus trituberculatus (swimming crab)
Lineage: Eukaryota; Metazoa; Arthropoda; Malacostraca; Decapoda; Portunidae
Product: larval cuticle protein A3A-like
Exons: 4
Coding region: 22-408 (128 amino acids)
Cellular component (GO): extracellular matrix
Source: RefSeq, a predicted model, not a curated record
CUUCUGACACUCACAGCGACAAUGUACUCCAAGGCAGCGGCGGCGGUGGUGGUGGUGGUGGUGGUGAUGACGGCGGUGUUGAAGGCAGAACCAGAAGCAGAACCAGGGAAUUAUCAGCCGGUGUAUCCCUCCCACAAGCACCCGUACCGCUUCAACUACCACGUGGACAGUCACUACGGGGGCAACUUUGGUCAACACGAGCAAGGCGACGGGAAGAACGUGUAUGGAGGGUACCACGUGGACCUCCCUGAUGGACGCCGCCAGACGGUGCGCUACACUGCUAAUGGGUACGGAGGUUACGUGGCCCAGGUGAGCUACUAUGGCAAGGCUCACCACCCCAAGCACUACGGCAACCCACAGACCUUCUUCAAGAACCACGGACACGGACACGGCGGCGGCUACCACUAACGUCAAUAUGGUUCCUGUAGGACUCCUAUUUGGAAAUCCUACGGAGAUAUCCUUAAAAAUCCUUCACUAUGUCGAUUUUGAAGGAUGUUACAGGUGUUUAAUUCGUAGGAUA